GAUGUGUAUGGGUAAAAAUCAGAUAAUAUUGUACCUUUUCUGCCCCAUGGCUUAUUAUCGGAUGGGGUGUUAAUUGAUCUCUUUUAUACUCUUAAUUUAGAUCUGAAUGCUAAACGACCCUGAUUUUGCCACAAACUGCCCAUUUAUAAACCUUUUAAAACUUUUUUUGUAUUCCAGAUCAUUUCUCCCGUUGAAAAUUUGUGUAAAAAUAUUAAGUUUAAACUGUAGAUUAGUGAUUUGUUAUAUGUAAUUUUUAGCACAUUUGAUAUAGUAUAGAAGAUGAAUAGGUCUAACAAACGCAGAGUCUAUGUUGGUAAUUUAUCCUGGAAAGUCAGAUGGCAGGAUCUUAAAGACCAUAUGAAACAAGUUGGAGAUGUUCUCAGAGCUGAUAUUAUCGAAGAUUACGAUGGAAAAUCCAAAGGAUGUGGAAUUGUUGAAUUUGCUGACGAAGACUCUGCCUCAAGAGCCAUUGCUGAAUUAAAUGAUACCAUGAUUCUCGAUCGUCAAAUAUUUGUUCGUGAAGAUAGAGAGAACUAUAAUACGUUUCGUGGAUAUGGGCGUUUUUUCAGAUUAAGGCCACGCAUUGACUCGCCAUCGGGUUAUUCUGGUAGAUCAAGUGGUCGUAGUGGAACUAGUGUUAUCGUCACAAAUUUACAAUGGAAAACAAGUUGGAAAGAACUUAAGGAUCUUUUCAAAAGUUGCGGACUAGUUCUUAGAGCUGAUGUAUUAACUCAUGAAGAUGGAAGAUCAAAAGGAGUGGGAAAAGUAGUCUUUGCAAAUGAAUAUAGCGCUAGAAAGGCAAUCACAAUGUACAACGACUACGUCCUCGACGGUAGAAAAAUCGGCGUACGUCUUGAAAACUGAUGUUUAAUUUAUUCCAAUAAAGUUUAAUCACUCUAAUUUUUUUAC
This is a messenger RNA of Theileria parva strain Muguga, 909 nucleotides long. RefSeq names its product RNA recognition motif family protein. Gene Ontology annotation, molecular function: mRNA binding. The transcript is spliced from 6 exons. NCBI's taxonomy places the organism in Eukaryota, Apicomplexa, Aconoidasida, Piroplasmida, Theileriidae. Bases 280 to 864 code for a protein of 194 amino acids. Gene Ontology annotation, cellular component: cytoplasm; nucleus. The record is from RefSeq and is a predicted model, not a curated record.